UUCAUAUGUCUUCUCAUAUUCAUCUUAACUGCAAUCAUUAUAUCUCUAUUUGUUCUUUUCUUUUGCAAAGCAUUGUCAUCCAUCAAUGUAAGUGCAUAUAUCAACAUAUGUCACUGUUUCAAGUUUUUUUUAGAUCUGUUUAUAUAUUUAUAGAUAUAUAUAAAUAAAUUGAUAGAGGUGUUCUCUGCAUUGUCCUUGUGCAUUUGCAUGAGUGAAUACAUCAAUCUAUAAUCUGUCCAUGCACACAAAACAACAUCUAUAAAGAAAUGCACACAUAGAUAGUAAUACAAAUUGGAAGCUCCAAAAAAAAAAAGUUGUCAUACCCAUGCCUAUGCAUACGAAUGUACAUAACCUUGUGUAUCUAUUUGGUUGUCUUCUACUAUCCUUGUAGGAAGUGCAACCACAACUACAAUUGACCCCACAUGCAAUCUUGUGCAUCAACGCUAGGGAUGAUGUCCCCUCUCCAAUACUUCAGCUUUUGUCUUUUGAAAAAUUGACAACCGAAGAAGAUGCCAGUGCCCGAUAUAGGGUUGUUUUGUCUGAUGCCACCCGAUAUAGGGUUGUUUUGUCUGAUGCCACGCACAUGCAAUUGGCGAUCCUCUCGCCUAAGUAUAGUAAUUUGUUGCUUUCAUAGACAUUAAAGAUAGGCUCUAUCCUAUCACUGAUAGCUUACGCUUGUAGAAAUAUUUGGAACUUGAGGUAGGGCCCUCUAUAUGUUCUGAUGGUUUGUUCUUGGCUUUUGAAAUCUCCCUUUGCACACUAUCCAGAUUAUUCAACCUCUUGUUUUCUUCGUUUUACAGGACUAUAGUAAUAUUCAACCUUGCUGUCAAAUUUACAAAUUCUCCAUUGCUUGGAAAACCUAUAUAUCUGUUUAAAGAGCAAGAACAACAAAUGUUGGGUUGGGACACACCUGCCACAACUAAAUGUUCCCUUAAAUUUGGAAUACACCUCCCACCUGUGCAGCACGAAUCUUCUGUUAAUAUCAGCCUGAUUAAAGCCUUGAACCCCUAUCAAAAUAGGUGGACGAUUAAGGGGCGUGUAACAAACAAGAGGAAGAUGCAUCAAUAUAGUACACCAAAGUCCACUGGCCAAGUGUUUAGUUUUGACAUGAUAGAUGAUGAAGGUAUUGAAAUUAGAAUAACUUGCUUUGGCGAUGUAGCAGAGAUGCAUUAUCAUAGGGUUGAAGCAGGAACAUAUUAUACUAUAUCAAAAGGUUGCAUUAAAGAAGCUGACACAAAAUGGAACAAGCUUAACAGUCAUCUUGAGAUAACUUUGGACUUCAAUUCAGUAUUGAAGCGUUGUGAUGCUGUUGUUGAUAGUCAAGGAAAUAAUUCAUGAUUCAUACCGAUUAAUGAAUUACAUACUGCACCAACAACACUUUAGUUGAUGUUAUUGGUAUUGUAGUUGUUGUUGGAGAACCCUCAUUAAUUCACAGAAAAGAUGGCAGCGAAGUAACCAAGAGAAUUGUCAAAAUAAAUGAUGUCUCAACUUUUACUAUCGAUGUUAACUUAUGGGGAGCAACAUGGCAAGGGGUAGGUGAAGAUUUGAAGAACAUGCAUGCAACCCAAACAGCUGUUGUCCUUGCAGUCAGAAAUGCCCAGGUUGGUUAUUUCAAUGGAAAGGUUAUUAACACAACCACAACAACAACUCUAGCUAUAAACCCUUCUAUCCCUGAAACAGAGACACUUAUAUCAAGAGGAAAGAUUCCAGAUGACCUUUUACCACUGUCUUGUGUUGCUGGAUAACUUAACUCACAAUAUAGCAAGAUGACAAUCACAACUAUUUUAGAACGUACAACUGUUCUCUCUGAAACAGUUGAAACUACUAUUAGGGUUGUUGUGAGAAUCAUUAAAAUUGAUAAUUUUUGCUAUCCAGCCUGCCUUUGAAAAUUAAUGGCAAAGAGUGUAAAAAGAAAUGUGUCCAGCAAAAUGAUAAUGUAUGGUUUUGUUCAAUAUGCCAAACUCAUGUGCCAGGAUGCAAUUACAAAUACUUAUUGCAGAUGAAGCUCCAAGAUCAUAGAGGCACUCUUUGGGCUAUUGCCUUUGAUGAGGUUGGCACAAAUUUGCUACAAAUAUCUGCCAAGGACCUUUACAUGCUGCAGUAUGAUUUAACUACAAAGAGAACACCUCAGACUAUUAUCAAGGGUGUCCUUUUAUCUUGCUUUGUUUUCACACUUUCUGUUACAACAGACAUGUACAAUUCAGAGCCCAGGCUCAAAGCAAAAAUUACCAAAGUCGUGAAUAUCAAUUUCCAGGUUGAAUGUACUCUUCUGCUUGCAGAGAUUGCUCGCAUGAGUGCAGUUGCAGCAUUCCAGACCAAUUAGAUAGUGAUGCUUUUCAUUGGCCUUUUAAUCGUCAUAGAAUAGAUAGCUUGUUAGUAGUUUUUGUUGGUAAUUAGCAAACAGAACUGAAUUAUUGAUGGUUGUGUAUAUCAACGCUAUCUAAACUCAUGUUUUUUUGGCUGUCCGAAACUUUUGGUUUUCGACAUUGGUUUUGAUCUAAAAUUCUCCAAUAGUUGCUUCUACUUAAAGUUGUUUAUGUUUGCUAGAAUUGUUCAUCUUACCUAGUCAAACCAAUUGUUGUUUUGUUCUACCAUGCUUCCAUGCAUCUAAAAUAUAUCGAAUGCAGUUUUGCUUCUUUGCAUCUUUUAUUUUAUAUCCUUUUGUACCUUUUUAUGUUAUGUUGUUAUUGAACAUCCAUGUUUUCUAGAUAUUCUUAAUUUGUAUAUCUGUAUUUAUAUUAUCCUGUAAAAACAUAAUAAGAAAGAAACCAUACAGAAUAGACAUUCGCGCAAAUAUUGAAACAAGAACCAAUAGCUUCAAUCUAUGUUGUUUUAACAAAUUCCUUCACCUCCAAAUCAUAAUUUCUAAAUUAUGCUACUCCACCGCACUAGAUCUGUACAAUUGAAAUUAUAAUCUGCAAUGUCAAUGACUUGUAUGAUGUUGUUUAUGUUUACUGUUAUUAAAUAUUCAAAGCAUUUAGUUGACCUGCCUCUUUUUUUUAUUGUACUGUUUUCAAUCCUUUUAGUUAUGUUCUAAUGCUUGGUCCAGACACACUUCUGCUUCUCAUUAUUGUUGAACUGUAAAUUGAAAUUACAAUUUUGAGCAUCCUUGCCAAUUGAUAUACAGUUAAAACUUAGAUUCACCACCCUUUUCCUCUUUUGAAAACAACAACUUUCCUAUACUUUCUUUGUAUUCAUUAGGUUUAUACAAAUGUAUGUUGCCUUAUAUGUUCUCUCCAGCGUUUACUAGUAUGCAUAAACAUUUACAUCUCCAUCUAUGUAUCAUGAUAUACAAAGAUACAUAUAAAUUGCUAUAUACAUUUACAUAUAUUUCCAUACACAUACAUGCAUACAUAUGGUCCUGCACAGCUGCAAACUCACAUACAUACAACCACAUAUGUACUUGUAUACAUGUACAUGCAAAGGCAGACAUUCACAAUAGAUAUAUAUGCACAUGCACAACCUUAUAUAUCUUGAAAGUUUUGUAUCUACAUAUGUAAGUAAAUUUGUGUGUAACAUAUUUUUUAUGUGCAUGCAUGUAUCAAUGCGUAAAUGAUUAUAUGCAUGGGUUUGUGCUCCUGGGUAGAAAUACAUACACAUGUAUGUUUUUAUCAUAGAAAUUGCUAUAUACAUUUAAAAAAAUGCAUACACAUACAUGCAUACAUAUAGUUUUACAUAGCUACAAACUUCCAUGCAUGUAAUACAUAUGCAUACAUAUGGUCCUGUCCAGCUGCAAACUCCCAUUCAUACAACCACAUAUGCACAUACAUGCAUGUACAUACAAAGGAAGGUACUCAUAGUGGAUAUAUAUGCACAUGCUCAACGUUCUAUAUCUUGAAAGUUGUGCGCCUACAUAUUGUAAGUAAACUUGUGACUAUCCAUGUUCUUUUAUGUGCAUGCAUGUAUCAAUACAUGUAUAGUUAUAUAUAUGGGUAUGUGCUUAAAUUUUGUGCAAAAGUAUUUAACACAUGCAAUUCAAAGAUUGCAUCAAACAAAAGUUUCAAACAUUGUUUUUAACAGUUGUUUCUUGCACAGUCAGAAUCUAAUAUGCUCUGUUUAUUUAAAUUGUCUAAAAUAUUAAUGCAGACCACAACCCAAGAAUGCAAUCUUAGGAAAGCGAAAAAGAGAGAACGAAAUUGUCACUAUUAUGCAGAACAUAGAGAAGAAAUCUCUAAAAAGCGUCGCCUAGAAUGAAUGAAACACAAAAUGCUUUUGCAUGUGUCUGCACCAUGCAAAACCCCACAGAUGAUAGAUUCAAAUUCACUUAUUCUGGAUCAGAACCUUCCUUUAUCAUGUGGCCCAACCAACAUUGUUUCGCAACAAAUACAAGAACCUUGCUUGAAUUGUAGCGAACUACAAUAGAAACAUGCAACACAAAACAGGCAACCUCUAUACCAUCAGGCAAUAUUGCAGACUACAACAACACAUCAAUGCACAAAAACUUGUUUCUCUUCUAUAGAGUACAUUCAAACAUUGCAAUCCUUCCGCCAUCACAUUGAUUCAUUGUCCAUGCUUCACACAUGUAGUAUUUGUAAGAAAAGAUAUAUUGGAAUGGUGAUACAGAGGAACCAACAACAUAUUAUUUGUUCGAGAUGCUUUUCUAAAAGUGGUGUUCAUCGUUUCUCUUUGGCAAAUAACUUGGACCCAGGUGAGCAACCCCUUGUGUUAAAACAACUUACCCAAGUAGAGGAGAUGCUUAUAGCUAGGGUUGCUCCUGUUUUGCAAGUCAGACAUGCAAGAGGUGGCCAAUACAAAUACACUGGUCACACUAUUAGUUUUCCCCAAGAUAUUUCAGAAAUUGCAAAGCUUUUGCCACGGAAACCAAAAGACCUUGAAGUCCUUAUUAUCCAUCGAAGUAAUAUACAAGGCAAAAAAUAUGAUUGCUAUGUAAAUAAAUUUCAUGUUAUGGAUGCAUUGAGCUAUAAAAUUCAACAUGACCAGUAUUAUAAUGAUGUUGUCAUAGACUUUGAUGUUGUCAACUUGCUACUUGAUACUACUACAGAUAUAUCAAAUAUGUUGCACUCUUUAGAAGAAGAUACUAAUGUAAUAGCUAUUCCACCAAUAGAAGAACUUGACGAUUGCAAUGAAUAUGAUGCAGAAAUUUCAUCAUCUUUUAUUCCAAAACUGCCUACUCCAACCCGCGAACUAGAUACAAUUAAGAGAACCUUGUAGUUAGAUGUUGAUACUGAUAAUAAUGUCCCUUGGCCUGAAAUAAACUUAUCCCCGAUAAAUGAAUAUAAUACGAUAGGCUUGUUAAGCAUGGCAUUCUCAACCCUUUUCCCAUCUGGAGUUGCACUCCCGCUGCAGCCACGUACCAAACAUGUUCAUUUACAUGAAUAUGCUCUCCACUUAAUGAGAUAUGUUGAUCCAAGAUUUGGACAGCAUGUCAAAUUUCUCUAUUACAUUUACAAUCUAAUUAUGAGACAUUGUUCACAACAAUCUGCAGCUAUCUUCAUUAGAACUAAUUUGGGAGAGCCCAUCCCACCCACUAUGCAAGUGCUUCAUGAACGAUUGCAAAACACUCCUGAUGAUCAAUUGCCAAAUCAAUUGUUGCGAUUUGGUGCAACACUUCGAGGCACUCGUGCAUAUUGGAGUAAAUCUAGAAAAGAGCUUACUGCAAUGAUCUUCCAAUUGGGGACCCCAACACUGUUCUUUACAUUGAGCUCAACUGAUACUAAAUGGCCUGAUUUGCAUAGGCUUUUCUCUGAAAAUGAUAGCCAAAACACACAAUUUACAAGAAAACAACUUAUAGACCAUGUGAUCUGCAAUCUACAUAUAACAACAUUAUACCUUCACAAUAGAUUUACAAUAUUUCGUGAAGAAGUUAUUCAAAAGUUUUUCCAAGCAAAGGAUCAUUGGUAUAGUUAUGAAUGGCAGCAUCAUGGCUCGGGACAUAUUCAUGGCUUCUUAUGGCUCCCUGGAGCACCAAAUAUGGAAAGCAUUGAUUGGACAGAUGAUAAUGAGGUCCAAAUGGCAAAAACUUUUUUUUACAAAAUGUUUUUGCUUGGAAUCCUCGCAACAUAGCAGACCACAUGAAUGCAAUACACUACACUGCAUUGGAUGAUCCAUGUCUAGCUAAUACAAAAAAAAUCUUCUUCAUAGACCCUGCAUUGGAUUAUGAGGCAUUAUUUAAUACUUUAUAGAGGCACACAAAAUGCACAGAACAUACAUGCCUCAAGAAAAUAGGUCCCACACUCGAAUGUCAUUACAAAGCUCCAUGGGUUCUACAAGAGAUGUCUACGUUGACAGUUGACAAUGACAACAACACAUGCUAUAAACCUGCAAGGAAUGAUGAUCGUUUGAAUAUUCAUAAUCCUUGGAUGCUUUCACUAUGGAGAGCUAAUAUUGAUUGUCAACCAGUCACUUCAAAAAAAGUUGUCCUCCAAUACAUUUCAAAGUAUGCUUCCAAAUCAAAAAACAAAUCGCAAUCCUAUAUUGAAAUGCUAAAAACGAUAAUGAAUACAACUAAAUCUAAAGAUAGCAUCUUAUUAACAUAUCAGAAAUUUAUGAUGGGCAUAGUAGUAGACCGUGAUAUUAGUGCACAAGAAACUUGCCAUAUGUUACAAAAAUUGCCUCUUGUAAGUUGUAGUCGACAGUUUGUCUCUCUAAAUGUUGGCAGAAAAAUACUGCACUAUGUCAUAAAAUUGAAUAAUGGAACUGACCUUUCCACAACUUAUAUCCAUGCUUAUAUGCAGCGCCCUUUUGAAUUAAGUGCAACAAGUAUGUUACAAUCAGCAUAAGGGUUCUCAUAUAAUUCUCAAUGCAAAAAAACAAAAUGGCAAAUCAGGGAUAAAAAAGCAAUUGUGACUGCAUAUCCUUAGUUUAGAGAACCUCCAAAUGAAGAUACUGAUGAGUUCGAGAUUUUUUGUUGGUCUGAGCUGCUGUUGUACAGACCGUUUCAUGACAUCCCAACUGAGAUAGGAACUUCAAAAGAACAAAUUAUAACAAAUUGGAAAAACUUUAAAAAGACUAAUUACAACUGUCUUCACAGCCAACAAAUUAUAGAUGAUUGCAGGCCUCCAAAUGAAGAUGAUAGUGACAAUAAUGGUUCUCAAAAUCAAGAUGAUACAAAUCUAUACGAGUGGGAAUUAUUGUCACGAAUGGGAGCUACAAAUAACUUUACCUAGAAUGAUCUACAAAUGCUAGGCCGUCGUGAUUACGAUAUUAACUACUUGUGGGGUGCAACUGUUGUGGAUGAUCAAUUAGAUUGUACUGCUCUUCAAUUCAUAGCUACAACCAAGCUACAAUUCCAACACGCUAGCAUACAAAUCUCAACUCAGGACACACAGAAAAUUCAGCUAUCGCCUAAACAAAAAGUUGCACUCGACAUUGUUCUACAACAUCAUAAUAAACAAUCUACAACAGCACCUCUACGAAUGAUUGUUCAAGGCACCGCAAGCACUGAUAAAUCAUUUUUGAUAGACCGCAUUAGGAAAUAAUUGAACAUAUCUACAGCUGUGAAGCAAAACCCAUUGCUUGUUUUAGCACCAACAGGUGUUGUUGCAUUUAAUAUACAAGUGACAACAAUCCAUGCAGGGUUAGGCAUACCUAUAAGAGAAAUGCAUCCUUUGACAGGGCAGUCAUUAAUGACAUUGCAAGAACAAUUGAAACAUAUUAAAUAUAUCCUGAUAGAUGAAAUGAGCUUUUUAGGCCCAAAAUUACUACUAAAGAUAGAUAGUCAUUUGCGCCAAGCAUUCCCUGACAGUCAGCAUGAAAGCUUUGGCGGGGUGUCCAUAAUUCUUGUAGGUGAUCUUGCUCAGCUCCCCCCUGUAAUGGAUAAACCUAUAUAUGCAUCUCACUCUGUAGCCCUCGGUUUAUGGCAUUCUUUUACUACUGUCAUAACAUUGGACACUAUUUUCCGGCAACAAGGUGCAUCUAUAAGACAACAGCAAUUCAGAACACUCCUUCACAACAUAAGAAAUGCUCAAGCACUGCAACAUGAUUGGCAAUUCCUGAUGUGCCAGACAAAUGCAACAUUAACUACUCAACAAAAGAAGGAUUUCAACUCAUCAAUCCAUUUAUUUGCAACAAAUGAAUCUGCACGGUUGCAUAACAGGAAAAUGCUCAAAGAAUUAAAUUUGCCUAUCGCUCUAAGUUUAGCUAAAGUUGGUAAGCAAACAAAUACUGAAUAUGACAACGAUGAACAACUACCAUUAGAAGUAUUGCUUUCUAUAAAUCAGCAAGUGAUGUUAAUAGCUAACUUGUGGAUUGAAGUUGGCCUUGUCAAUGGAGCUAUUGGUCUCAUCAAAACAAUUGUAUAUGAAAACAAUACAAAACCACCAGACUUGCCAAAAUAUGUGGUCAUGCAAUUCAAGGAUUAUAAUGGACCUCCAUGGGAUAUAGCACAUCCAAAAGACAUACCCAUUUUGCCAAUAACACAAGGUAGGCGUACGCAAGUACCUUUGACAAUGUCCUGGGCCAUCACUAUUCACAAAUCUCAAGGACUUACAUUAGACAGAGCUACAAUAGACAUAGGUAAUACUGAAAAGCAAGGACUCACAUUCACAGCUAUUUCAAGAGUGAAGUCAAUUGAUGGGAUAUGAAUCGAACCACCAUUCUCUUUUGAAAGUUAUUCCAAACUGCAAAAUAAUGCUUAUACAACCAUUAGAAAGAAAGAAGAAACUCAUUUGUAGUUGUUAUCUAGCCAAACAACUAUCUAUUCAACUUAAGAUCCUCUAGUCCAGAACCACCUUUGUUACAUUCCUCUGCUUUCAACAAGGUAAUUACAAUUUUACAUGGUCUUAUCUCUUCAAAAUAUGUGCAUUCUUAAUCGUCCCUGGUACUAAUUCUUUUCACGUUACUCUUCAUUUUAGUUUGCACUCAUUCUAAGACAUCUUCCAUGCUGCAUUGAACACUACACUCGAGUGUUCCUAUCUACACAGUCUGCAAUGAAAGUCUAAAGCUAUAUCAGGGAUAACAUAGCUGCAACAAAUUGGCCAUCCACAUCACUCACUGCUCCAACAUGUGCAACUAUCUCAGGUAUGAUAUUUAACUUUUAUUGUUUCAAAUAUACUUUGUUCAUAAAUUUUAAUGCCCCAACAUCCUCCAUGUUGCAUUGAACACUACACACAAGUGUUCCUAUCUACACAGUCUGCAAUGAAAGUCUAAAGCUAUAUCAGGUAUAACAUAGCUGCAACAAAUUGGCCAUCCACAUCACUCACUGCUCCAACAUGUGCAACUAUCUCAGCUACAAUACAUUGCAUGUCCAAUUCACUUAUUGUCAAUCAACCAUUCAAUGCAGUUUUCUACUGUACAAUGCAGUGUUUCAUCAUAUACCAGAAGAUAACUUGAAUGCUCCAUGUCAUCUACAAAAGGUUGCCAAUGAGUUGAUGUCAACUUUGGGUAUAGAUCCAAGACAACUUAUAAUUUGAAACAGUCAUCUUGCUCUCUUCACCAAUACUUAUGAUUUUCCUGUGCAUAUGUCCUGCACAUUUUGACAGAAAUAACUAUUAAUAGAAAACAAGAAGCCCAUACUCCCAUUCCAUACCAUUUACAAACCAACAGUUACUGAACCAGCUAAAUGCUAUGCAUCACAAGAAUAUCUUAAAUGGCAGCAACCAAAUACAAAUAUGACAUGUCUGAUAUAAUUGCUCAGCACAAGAUAUGCAGCGCUGGAGUGGCCUCUCACAAGGCAUCUUGCUCUCUUCGUCAAUCCAGGUCUCUACACUUGUGUCCUUACAAAAUUUGCAGGCACCAAAAAAACCACUUCAGCAUGUUUUAAAACUUUGCUGCAUUUCGGUUUUAUCACACUAAUUAUUUCAUUCCUACAUUCAAUUAUUCCUACACAUUUUCUAAGGCAUUAAAAACCAUUACAUGGCGAUAUAUAGUUUUAAAAGUCUCCUACUCUCCAGGCCUCUACACCUGAACAAUUGUCCUUGGGAAAUUCUCUUAAUGUGCUCUCCACGAUAUUUCAUUCCUACAUUCAAUUGUUCCUACACAUUUUCUAAGGUUGCUCUUUGCUCUUUUUGGGUUGCCAAAGGACCCAUGCAACAAUUUACAACUUCCCUUCUCUUGCACAGAAAUUCACAUUGCUUACAUUAAUUCCUUCUAUAUCAUUAUUACGCCACAAUAUAUCUCUUGCAUUUAUUGUACUUAAUUUAAACUCUUCUCCAAUUUGGCCAUGUAUGGUUCUACAGUUGACAUUGCACAAUUACAACACUAAAUUCAUUUACUCUUUGUCAAUUUUUGUACAUUUUUAAUGUUACUAUCAGCUACAUAUAUCUAUUAUAUGGCAUUGUUAUGGA
Messenger RNA from Cryptomeria japonica (Japanese cedar), 10244 nucleotides. RefSeq lists its product as uncharacterized. The coding region runs from base 7560 to 8543 and encodes 327 amino acids. The transcript has 11 exons. Lineage: Eukaryota; Viridiplantae; Streptophyta; Pinopsida; Cupressales; Cupressaceae. Gene Ontology annotation, molecular function: DNA helicase activity. Gene Ontology annotation, biological process: telomere maintenance; DNA repair. The record is from RefSeq and is a predicted model, not a curated record.